Messenger RNA from Cottoperca gobio, 5184 nucleotides. It is a transcript of the gene mapk8ip1b, whose product is annotated as mitogen-activated protein kinase 8 interacting protein 1b. Gene Ontology annotation, cellular component: cytoplasm. The transcript is spliced from 12 exons. Bases 95 to 2659 code for a protein of 854 amino acids. The record is from RefSeq and is a predicted model, not a curated record. Lineage: Eukaryota; Metazoa; Chordata; Actinopteri; Perciformes; Bovichtidae. Gene Ontology annotation, molecular function: MAP kinase scaffold activity; JUN kinase binding. Gene Ontology annotation, biological process: JNK cascade; regulation of JNK cascade.
GGGAGAGGAGUAGAUUAUAUAACACUACUCCUUUGUGGCAUAUUGAGCUCGUCUGCUUUAAAUAUUUCCCCCUCUAUCUCUCUCUCUCCUCCGGAUGAGUGGUAGCAGCAGCAGGGCUCUGAGUCGGACGCCUCUUCCAUCGACCCGGAGGUGCUGCACCCCUCCUCCCUCUCCUCCGGCUCUCUUCCUGUUCGCUCCUCCCUCUCUCUCGCCCUCCCUGUUUCCUUCACUUUCUAACCCCCUUGCUUCUUCUUCUCCUCCUCCUCCUCUCCUCUCAGCUGUGGAUGCCCUCCUCACUUACAGUAUGGACUCGGGAGGGGAAGGAGAAGAGGGUUGGAUGGAGGACCAGUGGGAGAAAUGGUUGACCCAUGACAUCAGCCUGGAUGAGUUUGAAGAUGACGACCUGUCGGAGAUUACAGAAAUCACAGACGAGUGCGGGAUGAGCCUCAACUGCAAUGGCCCGGAUAUCAAUGGCCGUGUGAGGCGAGGAACCAAUAGCAUGUCGGGUAGGGCAGAGCUGGGUGCUGUCGGCCAGCUCCAGGCAGAGAUGCUGCACUUGGAACUCAUCGACGGUGCUGACGGUUACCGUGGUGACAUAGAGUCCUCGAAGGCGUCCGCCAUCGCACCCCCGCCACUCACCACGGACCCUGCAGCACCUCUUACCAUGGAUACCUACCGGCCCAAGAGACCCACGACCCUUAACAUCUUCCCAAUUGUGCCGCGCACACAGGACACAUUAAACAACAACUCCUUUGGGAAGAAAUACAGUUGGCAGGAGAAGGUUUCAGGCUCGUCCUCGCCUCUUAAAACAGGUGAGCGCACCCCUCCACGUGAGCACAGCUGUCUGAGCGACGAGGACAAGGUGCAGGGCGGGGGAACACAGACCAAAGACCGCGGGACUUCCACUGACGCCCCCUGCAGACACAGCCACACCUCUGGACACACGAAAGGCUCAUCUACAACGGCUGCGACUCGCUCCAAGCUUCAGGAGAAGCCGCCCGCGCCACCCCCACCACAGAACUAUACACCAGUUCCUCUAUACCCAGCAGGCAAGGCAGAUGCAGGUGGGUACCAACGGGAGAGGAUCUGCUACAACACAGACGUUCAUCUAGAGCCCACAGAGGAGAUCUAUCUAACUCCUGUGCAGCGCUCCGCCGACCCACUAGACCCCCCCAACGCGCAGGACCGGCCUUUCCUUUCGCAGCAGACUGAGCAGGGCCGCAUGUCCAUCAGCUCGGACACAGAGGGCCCGCCUCCUUACCAGCCCCUCCCAGACCGGACAAACACCUCGAUUUAUGAGGAGGACGAGGUCUAUGUCCCCCCACCUUCAUAUGCUUCUUGUGUAGAGGCCCUCAUCACGCCGCCCAGCAUUGCGCCAUCAUCACGCUCCUCCCUCACGCUGGACCUCAGCCUGAAGGGGGCAAGAACGGGGGCCGGGGUCAUGCUGAGACCCGGAUCGUCGGUGGAGUACGUGGAUGCCACAGAUGAAAGCUACUGCGGGGAGGAUGAGGAUGUUGACAGAGUAAUAAUGGACGGACGGAUGAGGAACGGGGGAGGAAAGGGGGACAGAGGUGGCAGCAGAGUCCCACUAAGGACUUCCAUGAACUCGGAGGCCAGCGGCCUUUCGUAUGACUCUGUCAAAUACACAUUGGUGGUGGAUGAGCACGCUCAGCUAGAACUGGUCAGUCUCCGGCAGUGUUACCAAGGCUACAGUGACGACAGCGACUCGGCCACCGUCUACGACAACUGCGUCUCUUCUCCCUACGAGUCAGCUAUCGGGGAAGAGUACGAGGAGGAAGAUGAGGAUGAUGAGGACGGCAUUCAGAUAGGAGGGGUGAGGAGAGAGGCAACAGCUUGUCUGUCGGAAGACUCCACUCCAGAGGUCGACCUGCACUUCUCCAAGAAGUUCCUCAACGUCUUCAUGAACGGACGCUCUCGCUCCUCCAGUGCAGAAUCCUUUGGCUUAUACACUUGUCUCAUAAAUGGAGAGGAGAGGGAUCAGAGCCACAGAGCUGUAUACAGGUUUGUCCCUCGUCAUGACGAUGAGUUGGAGCUGGAGGUGGAUGAUCCGUUGCUGGUGGAGGUCCAGUCAGAGGAUUACUGGUACGAGGGCUACAAUAUGCGAACUGGUGCCCGCGGGAUCUUCCCAGCUUAUUACGCUAUAGAGAUGACCAAGGACGCUGAGAGCUACAAAGUAAAGAGCAGUGAAUGGAUGGACAGAUACCGGCUUAAGUUCCUGGGCUCAGUUCAAGUGCCCUUCCACAAAGGAAAUGAUGUUCUGUGUGCAGCUAUGCAGAAGAUUGCCACCAACAGAAGGAUGACAGUCAAGUACAACCCGCCUUCCUCCUGCAACCUGGAGAUCAGUGUGAAAGGCAUCAAGCUUGCAGUUCAAGAGGAUUAUUAUGCCUGUGACAGAAGUAACGAGUGCAGUCAUUUCUUCCAGUUAAAGAACGUCUCCUUCUGCGGGUAUCACCCCAAAAAUAGCAAGUAUUUUGGUUUCAUUACUAAGCACCCGGCAGACCAGAGAUUUGCGUGCCAUGUUUUUGUGUCUGAAGACUCCACCAAACCUCUUGCAGAGUCAAUAGGGAAAGCCUUCCAGUUGUACUAUAAAGAGUUUGUGGAUUUCUCGUGCCCGACAGAAGACAUCUACCUGGAAUAGCCCUGCCUUCAACCACAGCCCUGUACAGUACACUGUAUCAUAACAUAAUGUUGCAUGAAGGACAGAAAUAUCCUAAAAUAAAGAAAAAAGAACAAUUCAAAAAAUUAACACAUCUGACAAACAGGACAGAAAGCAUCACGUGUUGGACCUGUGGUGAAACCUUUGUGCUGCAAAGAAGAGAUGGUAAUGAGCCAAAGGAGGAGUGUCUUCAGAAAAUAAAGUAUGCAAAAUGGUGUCAGUGAUGAGGUGGUGGAAUAGAAAGCACAAACAUUAUAUCACCGCGGGCUUGGAAGCAAGAGUUAGCCUGCAGUGUGUUCUAAGCAGGUGCAACACUGAAAGCCCAGCAGCCUAAAGGAAUGCACCAGCUUGUAUUUGCACUUGACAAAAAAGAAAAGAGUUGAGAAACACAUGAUGAGUUUGCUUUGACUUUAAAUACCUAGUGUCUGAGCAUGAAUGAGGUGUACAUUUCUUAAAUAACAUCCGCACACAAAUGUACACUUAAGUAAAACAUGUUUAUGUAGGAACAGUGAGCUUUUUCGUUCUCGAACAUUCAUGAUAUGAAGGUGAUAUCCACAUUGUGCAGUGGCAACAAAAAACUCACCCUAAACACUGUCAAGUGUGGAUUUUUCCUUUCAAACUUUUCAGCAGCUUCUAUGGUACUGUAGUGCUAAGCUAAACUGACUCCACAAUUUGCCCAUUAAAGCUGUAGUCCUUAAUUCCUAGCCUCACUGCACUUCUUUACUGUGUUUUAACUAGGUAUAAAAUCAGUGAUGGUGAUAUUUAAUACCAGGAAAAAACAAAACAUCUGGCUCUUUGGUCAUUCAAGACGAGUUCUGACAUGCAUAAUUCUUCUUCGUGUGGUGUUUUAGAAACCUGCUUCUCAUAGUUUAAACAUCAGAAAUAUGAAAUGCUCGCAGUGUGGCAGUGAUAAGAUAAUAAGGCUGAUCCUCGGUAAAGUAGGUACGGGUGCUGACAAGGGAGCAAAAGCAAAACUCUGGUGUCUUCAUAUCUUUACUAGUAGUGCCUCUUUUUCAUCAGAUCAUUCUGACCUUCCUCAGUGAACAUUAUCACAUUUUAAGGGAUUGCCAUUGAGUGUGUGUUGAGUUUAAGAGUUUGAAUGCAAAUUGUGAUAGAGUAUGUUUGAUGUGACUUGGCACGUUUUUCCAUUGCACUAAAUGUGCUGUGCUGUACCUGUGCUGUCAUAGGUCAUAUUUCAGAACAGUGAAAUUGUGUCAAUACAGAGCCUUUAUUUCCACAACUGAUGUAUGUCUAUACAUCCUGGAUAUGCAUAGGAGAGUGCACAACAAAUUAGGCAUCUUUAAUAUGUUAUAGAUCAUAAUUUCUCAAGUUAUAGCCCGUAGACAAUGUCAGCCCUCAGAAACAUUUUGCACGGCCCCUGAACGUGACAUCAAAUGCAUGCAUUGUAUUUUAAUCAUCAGUGAUCCAUUUCUAUACUUUCACUUUUCAAUAGUCUACAUUUAAUACAUUACUUGCCAAGUGCGUCAAACUGCACCCCCUUAACGAAUAUCUGUCAGGUUAAGAAUGACAACUUGAAGAAAGCUAUUGGUUGCAUGGCAACUAGUGGUAACUUUUGAAUGUUGUUGGAAAUACGUUCUGUCAUCAACGCUAGUGCUGUUAAAAUAAGUUAGCAAUUUUGUGGAUGUUGUUAUGAUUAUCAAAUGAAAGAUGAUCAAUGAUUAAUUUAAAGUGCUCUUACUGACUCUAUAAAAAGCGUCACAAUGGAGGUUAGACUGAAAAGAUUCAAACCUGGAGUUGAGAUAAUACAUAUUUACUCUGAACUUUGGAAUCUGCACUAUUACAUCGAACUUGAUGUGACCACCAGUCACAACAGGUUCAGCACCAAGUGAACCAAAACUGUCGAUAUUCAUAUUAAAACGUUAUUGUCAUUAGGAUGUGUUCUGAACGAGGGCCCAAAUGAAAACCAAAGGAUUGCCACUUUAACUUUUUUAUUUUAUCAAUGUGGGUCCAGCACGGGUACAGCACAGUUGUUCUGCAGUGAAAAACAAACAGAAAGUGUGCUUCCAACAUCAUUUAUCACUAACAAGAUUACUAACAAGACAACAGAUUAUUGUAUGUGAUCUAUAUUUAACAUAAUAUACAAUGUCUGUAAAAGAAACAUUUAUUAAUGAAGAAUGUGGAAAUGUUUAAUUCAGCCAUCUCACCAGUCCCCACAGUUUGUUCCUUUACAAAAUGAAAAAUCUGAACAAAAUAAAUGAAUUGUCUGCUGUUGCUGAUCAAAGCCAUCGUGUUAGCAUCAAGAGAUCAACUCUGACUUUUAGAUAAGUUCCCUUCUCAAGAGCCAAUCAGACGGAUAGAAGAGGAAAUGUACUGUAGUGUGGGCUAUACAAAGGGUGUAUAGAUAUGCCAUUUAUAAAUAAAUAAUUUAAUAUCUGUAAUUAUAAAUAUUACAUUGUAUUGAUUCAACAUGUAGUAUGUGAAAUUUAUCUUUAUUUUGAUUUUUUUUAGGUGUGAAUUAUUCUUUAUUUAAACUUUUUAAUGCAGAA